This is a messenger RNA of Tympanuchus pallidicinctus (lesser prairie-chicken), 7971 nucleotides long. RefSeq names its product receptor accessory protein 2 (gene REEP2). The record is from RefSeq and is a predicted model, not a curated record. Bases 2214 to 2912 code for a protein of 232 amino acids. NCBI's taxonomy places the organism in Eukaryota, Metazoa, Chordata, Aves, Galliformes, Phasianidae. Gene Ontology annotation, cellular component: cytoplasmic microtubule; endoplasmic reticulum membrane; endoplasmic reticulum tubular network. Gene Ontology annotation, molecular function: microtubule binding; taste receptor binding. Gene Ontology annotation, biological process: endoplasmic reticulum tubular network organization. The transcript has 9 exons.
CCUGCCCGGCGCCGCCAUGGUCUCCUGGAUCAUCUCCCGUCUCGUGGUGCUGAUAUUCGGUACGCUCUACCCCGCUUACUCCUCCUACAAGGCCGUGAAGACGAAAAACGUGAAGGAAUACGAAAUGUCUGAGGAAGGAGAAGUGGGAGGAAACACUGCAGUCUGGAAGCACGUGAAAGUCCAGGGACGAGUUAUUUCUUGAACUCUUUUCUUAUGCACUGUCGUUCUACAUCUCUUUCAGUACUGCUUCUGUUUUCUUCUAAUGGCCUGAGCAAUCUUGCCUGAUUUGUGUUUUCUUACCUACCUUGCUGUUAUCAACAAUUUCUCUUGGUCGGGUCUUCAUUCCCAUUCCUUCCUGCAAUUAUUUCUCUCUGUCUGUGCCUAUGCUAUUGUUGCAAUUGUGUUAUUUAAACCACCACGGGGUUUUCAGUGAUGAAAUGUGCCACCUUUAGAGAAGUGCUGUUGUUCAAAGGUGAUUAGUGGAGGUAAGUUAUUUGGCUUAUGGGUAGGAUGGAUUCAUUUCUGUUUAGGGUAAUGAAUAGUCAGAUAGAGAAGAGAGGUAAUGUGACUGAGUAGGACAUAAUUUACUGAUGCUGCUUUGCAGUAUAGUCUGAGAUUCUUCAUCCAACCAACUCUGUUUGCUACUUGCAAAACAGCACGUCAGUGAUAAAUGUUGCAGGAUCUUUCUUAUGCUGCUUUAGUCUUAUAAAACUGCCUAGACAUUUCCUGUGCCUUUACCUAAAAUUCAGCCCAUGGGGUUUAGAAUGUAAUAGAGGCUGAUGUGAAAUUGUCUCGUAGUAGAAAGCUUUAAAAACAACAGCUCAGCUGAUUUUUACUUUUCCGUUCUUUCUUUCUUUCCUUCAACAGAGAAGGAAAAAUGUCAAUGUUCAGUGUGCGCUGACAUCCAGAAGAGCGUUUAGGAGUUGGCAUUAGAGGUAUAGUCAGGAAUACUUUGAACCUUACUGAACUUAGGGUUAGAGUUAAGGAGUUCAUGGCCCCAAGUAGUCUUUGAAUUUGUAGGCACACUUUACAGUGAGAACUGGCUUAUUUUCUGUGGGUAGGUUGACUGCUGAGGUACAGAAACGCGAUGUCUUGCAGAUUAUAAACCUUGCACUGAUUUGAUUUUCUUUUGGUAAAUGUUACCUAUGUUGCAGCAGGUCUUGCUUAAUCUGGUGAUGAAAAAGAAAUGAAAUACAGUACUAGUUUCAUUAAGUUUUUAGAACCAAAAUGGCAGCUAAUUACAUGUUAGUAACCUGAUCUUUGAUUCAAGGAAACACAUCUGAAAUAACAAAAUCCAUCUUUUCUUAAACUAUUUAUUCUUAAGAGGACUAUAUCAGAACUAAACAUGUAUAUAAUAGAUUCCAGCUGUCCAAAUCAUUAAUCUUUAGAGGGCUUUGUGUUUUUCAAGAGAAGCAGAGGGACCAGAACAAAGAAGUUUUGUUUAAACGUAGUAAAGGGGAGAAUGAUAUCUGUUCAAACUACUCAUGUGAAAUGUCAGUGGAAAGCUUGAAUGCUGUGAUGCGUGGUUAUAAAGCUAGCUGUGUCUGUGCACUACAACUUGCUCAUAAUGCUGAAGAACCAACACAGGUGGUGAGGGAAGACCUUGCAGAUAUAUCUAUGGGGAGAGUAUGAUGCACUGAAGGCUACCGUGAUACAGAUUGAGACGCCAGAUGCAGGUCAGCAAUGGUGUUCGAGUACAGUGCAAUUGCUUUUACCCGCCGUGACAAAGGUUCAAGUCCUCAACCAGCCUUGACAGACAGCCUCUGGUACCUUACGCUGUUUUAAAUGGUUUUUUUUUCCUUUUACAUGUAGUGUGUAGCUUUGAUAGAUCUACAUUUCAUUUAUGGUUUUGUACUUAGUGAGUUGAUUUAGGUUAUUGGUGCAAACUGGGGAAGCGAUUUAUGUGCAUAUGUGCAGUCAGCUGAAAUAGGUGUUUAUUCAUCUGUUGAGCAACAAGGACCUGACUUCUCUUUAAUGUAUCAAAGAACAAAUAUAGCUUAGCUUAACUGUAAGUUUUUUGAAGAUGUUAGUGAUCUGUGGAUUAGAAAUAUAAGGAAAAUAAAGAAAUAUUUUUCCCUAUCUGCCACUCCCCAUGCUUUCUGCUUUUCUAGCUUCUGAGGAUGUACGCUUCAGUGACUUCUAGACCUAGAACUUCAGUCCUCUGCCAUAUUUAACUGCGUUUCUUUUCCUCUGCGGGUAGAGGGGUAGAAUGAAUGAUGGUAAAGUGGAUGAUGUACUGGAUUGUUUUUGCCUUUUUCACCACUGCAGAAACACUCACAGACAUUGUUCUUUCUUGGUUUCCCUUUUAUUUCGAGUUGAAAAUCGCAUUUGUGAUUUGGCUGCUCUCCCCUUACACCAAGGGCUCCAGUGUCCUCUACAGGAAGUUUGUGCACCCAACGCUCUCCAAUAAGGAGAAGGAAAUUGAUGAAUACAUUACUCAGGCUCGUGACAAAAGCUAUGAAACCAUGAUGCGAGUUGGCAAAAGAGGAUUAAAUCUGGCUGCAAAUGCAGCAGUUACUGCAGCUGCAAAGGGCCAAGGAGUUUUGUCUGAGAAGUUACGAAGUUUCAGCAUGCAGGAUCUCACUCUGAUCCGCGACGAAGAUGCUGCGCAUUUGCAAAGCCAUGAGUCACAGCUUCGCCCCUCUGGAGGAAGCCUCCUUGAAACUAUUGAGGAUUCAGCUUCCUGUUACUCCUCAGGAGAGGAGAGUGGCGUGGUACAGAGACCUAAUGGAACCCCAUCAGAGAUUAGAACAGACCCAUCAGAUGAAGAUGCAGGAGACAAACUGCCAAAACGUUCGCAGAGCCUCAAAGCUCCUAGGAAGAUGACAAAAUCUGAGCUGCCUGUAAAAAGUGUGAAAGCCCGCCCUAAGAAGAAAGCUGCAGGUUCUCUUACUUCUGGGGAGUCAUCCUAAGGAGCCCUCCCCUCCACAACACCCAUCUCUGUCCCAGGAUUUGCCUGUAGCUUUUGAGUGGAAACUCUCCUAAGGAAGGGAGCUGAGAUUAAUGUACAUAACAGAUACUGCUUUGUAGAGCUCGUUCUAAGGUCAAGGGGGGAAGCUGGGAUUCAGAACGUGGAAUAGAGGAUGCACAUCCUCAGGAAAUUUCUCCUUUUCAUCCCCCUCUUGGAGAAAGUGCUAAUGUGUCUGUACAUAACCUGUUGCUUUGAAAUUCCUUCCGUGUAACCCUAACUGGAGAGAAUCUUGAUGAGGAGAACUGACCAGGGUUAGAGAUACGUGUUGCACUGAUGCUGGAAAAAUAAUCAGACAGUGGAGUUCCUCGGGGUUGGGUGGCUCCCCACAUUGUCUUAUUUUGCUCUGGGUAUCCUUCUGCAGCUGUGUUAAGAAGUGCCCACAACGAUUCAUCUGUCUUAGGAACGGACCACAACUGUCAUGUCCAUCCCCUUCCAGAAGUGACUAAAAUGGUGUAUGCUGAGUGCUUUUGAAUGUAAAGGACUCACUCAUGGGAGGAGUAAACCAGAUUAUGGAUUUUAGUACUGGAAGAUGAGCUUGUUUUUAUUUUUCUAAAAGGUUAGUGAUGAAAUUAGUAAGGUUAGUUAUGAAGAAAAUGUGCUGUUAUCUGCAUACAUGAAGGAGUAGAUACAGAUAUCCACGGGAGGUGGCUGUUGAGAAGGAAAGGUGAUCAUUCAUAAGAUUUUGGCAAUUUCUUUUUUUUUUUAAAAAAAAAAAAAAAAGAAAAAAGCUACUUGAGUUUUAUUUCUGUUGUUCACUUUGAUUCCUAUAAAAUCAGAGUGAGAGCAUUUCUGUGCAGUGGGAAAAGCAGUCAGUUUGCCAGUUGUUGAAUUCCGUGUUACAGUGAUGCUUUUCUACAGACUAAUUCUUACUUUCUAGCAGAUUUUCUGGGGAAAAUCUGACUCGCUGUAGUCUGCAGACAUACUAGAGAGCUCCAGAAGCCCUUGUCUUUCAGCUUCAGGAGAUCUAUUCUCAGAGUACAAGAACAGACAAAUAGCUGAUGUACAACCUUGUCUUAUUGCAGAAUUCGAUUUAUGGAGGAUAAAAGAGGGGUGGGGUGACUAGGGCUCACUAUUCUGCUUUAUCAGUCAUCCUGCUUUAUCCUACUCCAGCUCUUGCACAAAUUUUCUUUUUGGACCAUUAGCCAUGCUUAUCAAUGUUCUGAGACCUGAGCAGCAUCCAAUGCUUAGAACAGAAUUACGUUGCAUGUAGAAUAUAUGUUGUGAGAAUGAAACUGCGGAGAAAAGAUGAACAGAAAUGCAUAGCUCUCCUGUUGUUGAGUUCUGUAAUGGGGGAGCACCAUCACAGAGAGCUCAUGAUGCAGACAUUCAUGUUUGCCUGUGUUUCGUGCUGUAUAUUUCUCAAAUUACAGUAGAUUCAUUCAAAUUACAGAGACUCAGCAUUUUGUUAUUGACGAUGUAUGGAAGCCCUGCUGUAAGAUUCCACAAAUAUUUCUGUCCUAAGGAAGAGCCCUUCGGAAGUUUGUAAAGUUGAAGAUUGAGGCUGAAUUUUUUAUUUCAUACUGUCUUGGUGUCAAAUUGUUAUGAAUUACCCAAUGUUUGGGGAAAACAAUUAAGUUGCUUUUACUUUUCUUUGUCGCUUUUAAAAUUUUAAACCUUGACUGACUGUGUUAAAAACUUGCAUCUUGUCAUUAGUACUUGUCCUAAAGCAUGCACAAAUUCUUACCCAGGAUCCAGUAGAAAAUCUUUGAUUUUACUUUGGGAUUUGAGGUGGGGAGGCAAAGGGUGGAAGGGGAAGUAGAAAGUGUUCAUUUUUUCUUCUGCUAGAAAGCAUUGUAUACGUGCCUCACUAGUACAUGGAAUGGCAAGUACUGCAGCAAGAAUUCUUUCUGUUCCCAGUGGAAAUUCCUCUCCUUAUUGAAUAUGAGGAAGAUUAAGUUGUGAGGAAUUGUUCAGUACAAGAAACUCUAGGACGCAAGAAACUAUUAUUCUCUAUACUCAAAAUACCUCUAUAAUCAUAUUUCUAUAUUCUUCUUUUCCAACAAAAAAUCUCCAUGGCAAAUUAUUUAUCUAAAUCAUUGUGAGGGAGUUGAUUUGGAGGCAAGGGAUUAAUUACUCUGUCCUUAUGCUGAUCUUUCUGCCUUCUUGUGCAUGCUUUGAUAGUCUCUGAUUAUUAGGUUUUCAUACAGUGACUUUCCAGAAUGCUUUCUAGAUUCUGUUCAUCUGCAGUAACUUGUCCUGCUUUUAAUUGCAAGAAGAAUUUCUGAAGAUUCGAUUUUGGUGUUUGGAUUUGCUUUUGUCCUCCUGAACGAGAUGCUUUACUAAGUAUCUUUUACUUAACAUUGAUGCUUGAUAUCAUAGCCUUUGGGUAAGUAUGGCUCAAUCGAUCUGACUUCUUGUAUAGGGAGAUUAAAUCAUAUCUUUUUAAAAUUAAGAAUCUGGAGUAGUUACAGGCUAUGUGGAGUGUGUGAGAUACAGAGCUGAUGAUGUUAGGCAGCAGAACUUGGCCCAGAGCAAGAUAAUGUCUUAGAAUGGACCUUGUUUUCUUCUUCCAGUACAGAUGUGACUGCUAGAAUUCGCUCUGCUUGAUCAAAGCCUCUGCAGAUCUGCCACCACCCUUAGUGAAUUCCUAGAUAUAGUUCUGCAUUGGAUGACAUGGUCUUGCAUAGAAAUUCUCUUGCUAAUGAGAGUGCUGAAUGUGCUGUUUUGAUAAAAUGCUUUAACAGCUGUUGUUCAAUGUUUCCAACAGGAAAUGCUGGAAUGUAGUUUCUAUUCAGUAUCUUCUGUGAGCUUGAUUGUGCAAUUAAGCAAAUGGUUUAAUCUGUAACUAGCAGUAGAACCCACUGAGUACAGUAAGCAUUUGUACCUCUUUCCUCAUAACAUAAUUUCCUCUGGGACACAGAAAGGAAUGCAGAGAUUUCUAGAGAACCCUGGAUUUCCAGAAAUUGGUACUUUUGAAUCUUAUUUCUCUAUUGCCGUCUUGAUAGGCAGGAAAUGUGUGCCUUAGGAGGACACUGGGGUGGUCAUGGAACAUGCUGCUAGUUCUCUGGCAGAACAGAACAUUGUAUGAAGGCGGCUUAUGUGCUGACUAUGUAGUGUCCAUGAGCCUCAGAGCAACUGUUGAGCUGUUCUGAGUUUUUCUUUCUGUCUUCCAAACUUGCAUGCAAUUCUAGAAAGUAUGGGUUAUUGCCUAAGAGAGAAAUCUGGAAAGAGGGAGAAAAUUCUUAUCCUUCUUUCUGAUGAAGACACUGCACUGACAUAUUACUCUGCUGUUUGCCAGGGAGAUGCUGAAUGACAUUCCUUUAUGUAAUUGUUCAGUUUUAGAGAUGUUCUUAGAUUCCUUUUGGGAACCACCAGGCUGACACAUCUUGUGCUGCUCUUUGAGUUGCCCUGUGAACACACAUGGAAAACCUGCAAAAUAUUCUGUGAGGCUGUGUGAGUUCAGAGAAGAGUUGAAUUCAGAUGGGGAUCUCUGCAAGUUGUCUGGUCUGACAGGCCUGCUCAAGCAGGGCUACUUAGAGCUGGUUGCCCAAGAGUUCCUGUGCUAUACGUGGUCUGGAGCCUACUGAAUUUAAUGUUUUAUUAAUGGUUGAAUUUAAUGUUUUUGUAUAUGCAUAAAUGCGCAUGAAGCAUGGGAAUGUACUUUAGAGUUACCAAGGAGAAAGGAUCGGAGAACAGUCACCUUUCAUCUGGAAUUUGGCACUAUUACAAGAUGCUGUAAACAGCUCGGUUUUAUGUUGUUUCUAAGGUGCUGCUAUGAAGCCUAAUGGCUUCAAAUGAGAAGAGAUCUUAAGGAGUGUGCAGAGUAACUUGUGGGAACAAAUAGUUUGAAGGUAAAUGAAGACCAUGAGCUUUCACAGCAGCAAAGAACCUGUCUUGUGAGGUAGGGUAGGGUGGAAAAUGUGUUAUGUGCAGUACAGAUUUGUCUAGGAAAUAGUGACAACUGUUUUCUGAACCUCUGACCUUACUUCAGCUCUGUAUUCUACAGACUGGAAUCUGGUUUCUCUCUUACAGAAACCAUCCACCUUUCUAAGCUGGGCUUGACCUAUGUGUAUUUAGAUUCUUGAGCCUUUCAUCACCUCAGAACCAUAGAGUUUGAAUUUUUCCUCAGUGGUCAGUCAGAUUGUGGAAAGUACCUGAUAAAUAUCAAGCACUCUGUAGUAGACUUACUGGGAAAACAGUAGCAAGGAGCUCCAGGGGAUGGGUUAAUCUGGGAAAUUGAAUGUGCAAACAAAGCCUGUGUUAUGCACCUUUUUAGCUAAAUGCUGGAUUUUGCUACAGUCAUGUACCAGCUAUCUGUAGAAUCCCAAAAAUUCCAUGUCAUAAUUGUCAAUGUUUUGUUUGUAAAGAAAAACUGGAAUCACAAUAACAUGAAGUGAAAAGAAACAGUGAUAAGCAUGCUUUUUAUUUUGUUUUGUUUUUCCUGGUAAUUAGGUUGUAGCUGCUGCUUUUCCUGAACUUUUUCUAUGACCAUAUAACAGGCAAGUCAUUAUUUUCUUGCUCUGUUUCUCAGCUCUGACAACCUAGAAGUAACAUUUGUGAGAAGAUGCGAAAUUGAAUGUACUUUUGGUGGCCGAUAGGCAGAGUUUCAUAUAAUGGGCAGCUUUCUGAGCUGUAUCUGAAAUGUUUGCUGCUGCAGCUGAAAUGCAGUGCUAAACUGACUAAUCAAAGAUAAGAAAUUUAGUCAUAGUCUUUGCAGCAGGUCGGAAAGGGAGAGUUCUGCUAAAUGGCAAACAAAUGUAGGCAGUACUGCCAGAGGACGUUUCAUAGCAGUAUUGUAGGAAUAGCAGCUUGGGUAUGCAUAAGUGAGUAUCGAUACACAGUAGUUGACUUGCAGCAAAAUUUAACUGGCUGUUUCUUGACAAGGAAGAUUAGCCUAGCUCAUCCAUGCAAAUAAACUUUGUAUAGGUGUCUAUAGUCUGUGUAUUUAAACAGUGGACAAUUACAACAUGUUUAAAGAAACUUUCUUUUUUUGCUUUUAUUCUCUCCACCCAUUCAGACAAAUGAGGAAAAAAAAAACAAGCAAAGAAAAAAAAAAACAA